Molecule: messenger RNA, 1482 nt
Organism: Prunus armeniaca (apricot)
Lineage: Eukaryota; Viridiplantae; Streptophyta; Magnoliopsida; Rosales; Rosaceae
Source: the annotation of a GenBank genome assembly
AUGGCUCAUGGGACUAUGAAUAUGAUCCAAUCCCAUGAACCUUGGACUAACUAUCCCAGUCCUGUUGUUGGGUUUCAAAAUAAUCCAACCUCCAAUCCUUUCCCCAAUCCCAAGCCUAUUGAAAACCGGUUUGUAACCUUGGAGAGAAGUGAACUCUCUCAGUGGGUGGAGCAUAUCACCAAACAGCUCAUAGACGACUUGCCUGAACCCGCCGCCGCCACCACAGACACCUUGCAAACAUCCGAGGACUAUUUUGUCCCGUCAUCUCUCUCCACCGACUUAAUUAGUCCGAGUAAAAUCAGCCAGAGAAGCUAUGGUGAUCAUGACCAUGAGCUUCAAUGGGGGAAUGAGCUUCAACUCCAUGCAGAUAACAACAUUAGGCCAAGAGGGAUGAGCAAGCUUGAUGAGCAUGGCUUAUCCCUAAUCACCCUCCUCUUCGAAUGCGCGGUGGCCAUCUCCGUUGACAACCUCCCCGAGGCCCACCGGAUGCUUCUUGAGCUGAGUCAGAUGGCCUCGCCGUAUGGGCCAUCAUGCGCUGAGCGCGUGGUGGCCUAUUUCGCCAAGGCCAUGACUAGUAGGGUUAUCAACUCAUGGUUAGGCAUUUGCUCUCCUUUGGUGAAUUACAAAAGCAUUCAUAGUGCUUUUCAAGUCUUCAACACUAUCUCCCCCUUCAUCAAGUUUGCCCACUUCACUUCAAACCAAGCCAUCCUCGAGGCCUUUCACCGCCGAGAUAGGGGUUUGCAAUGGCCAGCCUUGUUUCACAUCCUCGCGACACGAAUGGAGGGCCCUCCACAGGUGCGAAUGACCGGUGUGGGAACAUCAUCGGAAAAUUUGAUGGAGACCGGUAAACAGCUCUCGAAUUUUGCUAAGCGACUAGGGCUACCCUUCGAAUUUCAUCCAAUUGUGAGGAAAAUAGGUGACAUAGAUGCUUCCAUGGUGCAAGUAAGGAGAGGGGAGACUCUAGCCGUGCAUUGGCUGCAGCAUUCACUUUACGACGCAACCGGCCCCGAUUGGAAAACAAUGAGACUGAUUGAAGAACUAGCACCAAGAAUUGUGACAUUGGUAGAGCAAGACAUGUCACAUAGUGGCUCAUUUUUGGAUCGUUUUGUUGGGUCACUACAUUACUAUUCGACCAUGUUUGAUUCACUAGAGUCAUAUUUGUCUAGCGACAACCCUAGCAGGCACAAUGUGGAGCACUGCCUGUUUUAUAGGGAGAUCAACAACAUUUUGGCGAUCGGGGGGCCGGCGAGAAGCGGGGAGGACAAGUUCAGGCAGUGGAGGAGUGAGCUUGGGGGGAGAAAUGGGUUCAUGCAAGUAGGGAUGAGUGCCAAUUCAAUGGCUCAAGCUCAGUUGAUAUUGAACAUGUUUCCUCCUACACAUGGGUAUAGCCUUGUGCAAGGAGAUGGGACUAUUAGGCUUGGGUGGAAGGAUACUAGUUUGUAUGUUGCUUCUGCAUGGACUUGUUCUCAUGCUUCAAGGUAG